AUGAAUAACCACUACCGAGGUCGCGUUCGGAGUGGAUGUCUAACAUGCAGAGCCAGAAAGGUCAAAUGCGACGAGAACCGUCCUGAUUGCAACAAUUGCACAAGACUAAAGAGAAAAUGUAUCUACAAACCUCGUCGAUCCCCUUCGAAACCUACCGACGCUGCAGCUGUUGUGGCCCACAAUACUCCCUCCCAGGCACAUCAGGUCCGUACACCGGAAGUCGAUCUAUCCACACAGCAGGCUACCAAUCAAGAAUGUCUAUUUCAUGAGAAAUUGUCCUUUCCCGACGAACCUUAUGGGCCUGGAGCUUCUCAUAGCUCGAGUCAGGAGGAAACUCCGGCGCUGCAUGUAGAGGACCUCUUCUCGCCUGUCCAAAGAGAUGCUCGGUCGUUCGAUCAUCAAAGAGACGACCUUUCCGGUCAACAGAAUGACCUGGGCAUCAUAGGAUCUCCCGACGUCCAAUAUUUGAUGACUUCGCAAGACAUCUAUCUGUGUACGACAAUCGAUUUAUUGGCCGCUUCUGAAGCUUCAACUCAUUCAUCAUUUGCCUACUUUGUUGACGAGGUAAACAUUCCUGCUGUUUCGCCCUUCGACCAUGUGAACUGGGGUAGGAUGAAAGUUCACGUCGCGGAGCUCGCCAUUCACGAUAAAGCGGUGGCUUCUGCCAUAUUAGCAAUACAAGCAGUGUAUAAAGCACAAGCCAAUUCGUUACCUAUGACCAAUGCAACAUCAGUAUAUCAAUCUGCGGCGAAUAUUUUCGGGACGGCCUUAUACGACGAUCACCACGGCUUCAACACCAUCCUGGUUGUCGCGUUCCUAUUAUGUUUGUGCGAGAUGAUUAUUCCGAACGAGACUGGUUCCAUUUUUGGCCAAUCUGACGGAAUCUUCGUGACGAGAAUGAGGGUCUGGUCUUGGAAUGGUCCUCUCCCCCCGAUAUCUAUGCGAAUCCUGGCGUGGUUAAGAGUUCUCCAUGCGGCUGCAAGGCGUUCAGGAGGCCCAGGGCUUUUGUCGGACGCGGUCUUCAGCCUGCUUCCGGACCAAGCCACGGAAAUUCCCAACAUAUCUCUGCCGCGAAAUUGCACGGACGCAUCCGUUCCUUUGUACGACUACAUCACCGCUCCUAUCUUCGCGCUCUUCGUAGAGCUCCAAAAGAUCUCAACCCAUAUCGCGAAUUUAAGCCAUUAUCACCGAUCACGAGUCACCGGGAGCGACCAAAAGGAGGUGUCAGACAUCAUUGGCGGCUUUAAACUUCAAAUGUAUUCCCUGUGGAAUGCCCGACCGGACCUGAUGCGCUUCAAACCAGGCCAACUUCGAGUUCAAUUUCCUCGCGAAGUCUCCGAACCUCUCAUUACUCUAGUAGGAAUUUGCAUUGCAACAUAUAAUACUGAGAUUAUCGAGACAGGCCGAAAUCUAAGCGAUCCCCCAUUUGCCUCGCUAGAAGCAAAGCAAGCCAUGCGUCGGAUUCGCCUUCUUAUCGAAGGUGACUGGAAUUCUUCAGAUGGAGAAAAUCUCAAUCCGGCGUAUCUUCGACCACUGUUUUUAUGUGCCAUCGAAAGUAUAGAUGCCGAUGAGACCAAAUGGGCGGUGGCCCAGCUGAAGAAAAUCAGGAACCCCAUCUGUCGAAGUGAUUUCUUCGCAUCUUUUGCAGAGUCUCUCGCAGAAGCACAAAGAGAUAAACGGAGACGGGUCACUACAAGAUAUUUCUGCCUCCAGACUUUUGGUGUCCCACCCCCUUAUUUGUAG
Rhinocladiella mackenziei CBS 650.93 is the source of this 1743-nucleotide messenger RNA. RefSeq lists its product as uncharacterized. The coding region runs from base 1 to 1743 and encodes 580 amino acids. NCBI's taxonomy places the organism in Eukaryota, Fungi, Ascomycota, Eurotiomycetes, Chaetothyriales, Herpotrichiellaceae. Gene Ontology annotation, cellular component: nucleus. The record is from RefSeq and is a predicted model, not a curated record. The transcript has a single exon. Gene Ontology annotation, biological process: positive regulation of transcription by RNA polymerase II. Gene Ontology annotation, molecular function: transcription cis-regulatory region binding; zinc ion binding; DNA-binding transcription factor activity, RNA polymerase II-specific.